GUCUAACUCUCAGUCUUGCUUCACAUCUUCAAAUCGUCUACAAUCUUGCUAGAUUCCCACUUCAAAUUCAAUCCUCACUCACCCAUCUGAUCUUAAAAUCUCUUUUAAAACACACUUGAUAUCCUUUGUUGAUCUAGACCGUUCGAGGGUUUACUCUUAUCUGAUCAUUAACCCCAGAUUACCGUUCUUAUUCCCGUUGGGAUACUCAACCACACAGUUUUUAUUUUUUGUCGGCACCCAAUCUGUUUAUUGUUUAACACUCUCAGUUCGCGCGUUUGAGUUUGAAGUACAAUUGAGUUUAUAAGAGACAGAGAGAGAGACAGACAGACCCAAUAAUCGAUCUCCUUGUUUUUUCAAUCCUUUCUGCAAAAUCCGAUUUCUGAUCAGGAACUACUUGUGUAGAAAAAAAACAUCGGUUUUAUCGAUAUAUAACAACUUAUUCCAAGUCGUCUUCAACUUCAACCUUACAUCCAUAUCCUCAUCUUCAUCUUCAUCAGUAUCAUUAACUCGAGUUCCAUUAUUAGCUUUAAAAUCUUAUCAAUUCAUUUAUCUUACAAUCAUCAAAAGUAAACAUGAAUUUCUCCGUGAUGAAUUUACACUCGGUUUCUUUAGUAUUGAUGAUUUUAUUAGCUAUGAAUGAUUUGAUGGCUAGUCCGGUUCCAACUGAAUAUACCCAAUCGACUCAAUCAGAUGCUGUUUCAGGAUGUUAUAGCCCCGUUCCUCAAAAAGAGAAACAUCAUCAUCAAUACUCUGCUCCGAUUUCGUAUGGAUCUGAUCAAGGUUCAAACAGUAGUGAUUACACUGACGAGGUAGAAAAUUCGGCUAGUAAAAUUAAUGGGAUUACUUUGGAUUCCACUCUCGAGUUGGAUUCAAACAUUAAACAGAAAUUAACCAAAGAGAAAUACGCUCGACCUCCACCUUACAAACGUAGUUUAGUUGAAUCUUCAAAACUUGAGAAGUCAAGAUUGAUUUAAAAAGUUUCUAUAAAAGAAAACAAAAGUAUUCAUUUAGUUUUAUGAUCCUCAAAGCAAUUAUUAACCUUUAUAAAUUAUAUUAAUUACCAAAACCAGAAAAAAAAACUAAUCAAAUUACUCAUCAUUUUAUAAUUUUCCUCUUACCAUCUUUCUGAUUGUGUUUAUUUCCCUUUUUCAUUUUUGAGAUUUAAUGAAAUCUUGGUUUCCUGAUUAUAAUUUUCUUGAACUUGUUUUUAUUGAUCUUGUUUUGUGCUUUAUUUUAAUUUUGUCUGUGCUUCAACUUUUUUAUUUUGUUAUAUUUUAAUCAUUUGAUCUUUUGUAAAUCUUUGAUUCAUUUGUUUGUUUUGUUUUUCAAAAUAAGUCAAGUCAAAAGAAGAUCAAAAAGUUCAAAAGUCAGUAAAAAAAACCCCAAUUUGUUCUCAAAACUUUGUUUUCAUCUUUUAUUUCAACAUCAAUCCAAUUAUCUUCUCUUAUCAAUCCAUUCAUCAUCAAUUGUUGUUUUUUGUUUUCUUCUUCUUCAUAAAAAAAACUGAUCAUCAUUCAACACGUUUAUUAAACCUUGUGAGGUGAGAAGAGUUGGGUCAAGAAUUACAUUCUUGAGUGUGAUAUGAAUUUGAUUUACAAGCUUUGAAGAGGUCGGAAACUUGACGAGUUUGGAGUGUUGGAUUUACUAUACUUGAAAUAUAAAGAUGUGUUUGAGUGGUCAAGUUUGGAUUUUUUCCAGAGUAGGAUCAUCAUGAUGUUUCUUAGGG
Messenger RNA from Melampsora larici-populina 98AG31, 1726 nucleotides. RefSeq lists its product as uncharacterized. NCBI's taxonomy places the organism in Eukaryota, Fungi, Basidiomycota, Pucciniomycetes, Pucciniales, Melampsoraceae. The transcript has 6 exons. The record is from RefSeq and is a predicted model, not a curated record. The coding region runs from base 573 to 974 and encodes 133 amino acids.